This is a messenger RNA of Lasiosphaeria miniovina, 2004 nucleotides long. RefSeq lists its product as uncharacterized. The transcript has 3 exons. Gene Ontology annotation, biological process: glycosaminoglycan biosynthetic process; polysaccharide biosynthetic process. The coding region runs from base 1 to 2004 and encodes 667 amino acids. Gene Ontology annotation, cellular component: nucleus. NCBI's taxonomy places the organism in Eukaryota, Fungi, Ascomycota, Sordariomycetes, Sordariales, Lasiosphaeriaceae. The record is from RefSeq and is a predicted model, not a curated record. Gene Ontology annotation, molecular function: NAD binding; UDP-glucose 6-dehydrogenase activity.
AUGGACAACCCUGGCUGUGUCCCAGACAUCUCGCGGCCGGCGUUGCCCCUCCUGCACGGCCAGUUUGCCAGGUCUCUCUCGAGCACGCAAUCCAUAGCAUCAGCAUUCGGUCCAGGAACUUCGACGCCGAGCUCAUGGAAAGCCAGCAACUGGCUUCGAGGCACACCCGAUACCUCUCCACCGAGUUCCGGGGCGGGCUCGCCCGAGCUCAAGCCCAAACCACCGCCCGAGGAUUGCGGCGUCUCCCCAGUGUUGGAAUCGCUGGGAGCCCCUGAAGUUGACGAACGAGUCAAGAAUAUUUGCUUCGUUGGUGCCGGCUUUGUUGGUGGGCCAACGGCGGCAGUGAUAGCCUACCACAACCCGGAGAUACGGGUCAACGUGGUUGACUUGAACGAACAACGUGUUGCGGCCUGGAAUUCCGCCCAUCUCCCCAUUCACGAAGACGGCCUCCUCGGAGUUGUACGUCUAGCCAGGGAUGGCACGCUCAGUGUGUCGAUCUCCUCGCCCGAGCUUGAGCAUCCUGUUGAACUCGCAGCUCGUCAGCCAAAUUUGGUCUUCUCAACGGACGUCGUUCGAGCAAUCAGGGAAGCCGAUAUUGUCUUCAUUUGCGUCAACACGCCAACCAAGCUGCACGGUCUGGGUGCUGGAUCGAUGGCCGACGUCAGUGCCAUCGAAAGCGCCUCACGGACCGUCGCACAGAAUGCCAGAAAAGGGACGAUCAUCGUGGAGAAGAGCACUGUUCCGUGCGGCACGGCCCGCAUGAUUCAAGACACUCUUUGCUAUCAUCGGCCGGACGAAACUUUCGAGGUUCUUUCCAACCCCGAGUUUUUAUCCGAGGGCACGGCUGUGGAGAACCUCAUGAAUCCAGACCGUAUUCUAAUCGGCAGUGCUCAGACACUGUCUGGAUUUCGUGCCGCUGCCGUUCUCGGGGAUCUGUACGCAGCAUGGGUGCCGCCCGAGCGCAUCGUGACGGUGAACACGUUCAGCAGCGAGCUUGCUAAGCUGGUUGCUAACACCAUGCUGGCACAGCGGAUAAGCAGCAUCAAUGCCGUGAGCGCUAUUUGCGAAGAAAUUGGGCACGGCGCCGACGUGGACGAUGUCAGUCUCGCUAUCGGGAAAGACGCGAGGCUGGGCCCAAAGUUCUUACAGGCAGGCAUUGGCUUCGGAGGCUCCUGCUUUGAGAAGGACAUCCUCAACCUGGCCUACCUUGCGCGAGAGCUCCACCUCGACGUCGUGGCUGACUACUGGCUAGGAGUGUUGAGGAUAAACGAGUACCAGCGACAGCGUUUUGCUCGUAAAGUUGUGCACGAGCUUAACGGUUCACUUCGCGGAAAGAAGAUCGCUGUGCUGGGGUUCGCCUUCAAGGAUGGGACCAAUGACACCCGAAAUAGCAUUGCUAUACACAUCAUCAAAGACUUUGCCGAGGAGAUGCCCCAAGAGGUCGCUAUAUUUGACCCGGGGUGCAGUUCGGCUGAGAUUAUGGACGAGGUUCGUAACGCUGGGCUAGGCCCGAGUCAGGCCGAGAGCAUCAAGAUCUGCUCCAACUGGAGAGAAUCUGUUCAAGGGGCUAGCGUUGUGUGUGUCCUGACGCAGUGGAAACACUUCCGCGGCUGUCGAAUUGGCGGCCCCCAAGAGCCAUUUGCUGCCGACUCGAACGCAAUCAAUGAGUCUCUUGUUCGAGUCCUUCAGAGCAACACCACAGCAAUCACUGAGAUGCAAAUCAGGGGCCUGGAGGCGACACUCAGGGGGAGGGAGGUGUCGACCUUGCCCGAAGACCCGCUAGGAAGACUCAAACCGAUGUCUGAAUGCCCCAAAGAUUGCACGUCUUGUAGGUCAGAUGCUGGAACCAUACACGAUGCUGAUGCAGUGGACUGGGUUGAGGUUGCAGCCAUGAUGAAAGAACCGCGAUGGGUUUUCGACGGCCGCAAUGUUGUCAACCCCAUAGAACUUCAAGGGCUUGGUUUCAGGGUUCGUGGGAUUGGAAAGGGGCCUUGGGUAACAUAG